AUGGUUGUCGCUGCAUUCUUUCUUGGCGCCAUGUCAGUUUCUGACCUUACUGGUGCUCGUUCUACGUCUUUGGCAGACCCCAAUCCCCCGCCUAAUGUCCCCUUCACGCCCAAGAAUGGUGCACCAUCCACUUCUGCUAACGACGACGAGACCAAACUGAAAACGACCCCGUACAAUUUCGGCGCUGCGAGCCACCGCGCUUUCCAUAUGAAAUACGAGCGCAAGGACUACGACAACUUCAUCAGGGAAGAUCUUGAAUUGCGCGUAUUCAUUCCCUCCGAUGACUUUCUUCAUGUCAUCCUUCACCUUCCCCAGGAUUGGAGACAGGAUUCCACCAUUUCUGCUCUCAUUAACAAGGUGAAAGUAGAUGAACAGUGGAAGGCACUGUGGAAUGACUAUAAGGCUGAAUGCAGGAUGAAGGACAAAACGAAUUUGUAUCACCCGCACAACAGUUUAUGCAAUAGGGUGCUCGCUUUGAUCAAGGAUGACUCAUGCUCAGGGCCUAAUAUUGGUUUCUACCGACAGGACCCCCAGCCUAUCAAAUGGAGUAAUACUGACCUUAAACCAGAUGCAAUUACUCUCCUGCUGUCUCUAUUCAGCAGCUCCAAGAACAACAUCGAAGACAUCAAAACUGAGAGCCCAAAGAACAAUAUUGGGUGGCCACAGCUUUUGCAGUGGCUUGAAUUCAAAUUAAGCUUUACUACCUUGGAUAAUGGUCGGUACGCCACUCGAGCCCUCACUGCAGGCAAACAAAAAGGAUCCGAUGGGAAAGCCAUAUAUGCUACCCAGGGAUCCGGAGGGUGUCGGCGUGGUGGCGGGACAGAAACGUAA
Molecule: messenger RNA, 831 nt
Organism: Guyanagaster necrorhizus
Lineage: Eukaryota; Fungi; Basidiomycota; Agaricomycetes; Agaricales; Physalacriaceae
Exons: 2
Coding region: 1-831 (276 amino acids)
Source: RefSeq, a predicted model, not a curated record